Molecule: messenger RNA, 1122 nt
Organism: Macrosteles quadrilineatus (aster leafhopper)
Lineage: Eukaryota; Metazoa; Arthropoda; Insecta; Hemiptera; Cicadellidae
Exons: 5
Coding region: 354-1049 (231 amino acids)
Molecular function (GO): N-acetyltransferase activity
Source: RefSeq, a predicted model, not a curated record
CCAACCUGUUAUAAUAUUCAAUUAAUGUUCCUGUAAUUGUUGAUAGAUAGAGAGAGAGAGAGACAAUUGACAAUUGACAAAUUCUAUAUUUAACCUGCCCUGAGUUAGACCAAAGGUCCACUCUUCCCCCAGGACAGGAACAUCAAAUACACAAACAAUACAUGUACAUGUAGAGAGAAAGAGAGAGAGAGAGUGGAAGGGGUAAUUCAUUAUCUGUGUGUACUGUGUGUUGUAAACAAAGAUAAGUGUCACAACUUUAGGUUAUGUUCUAAUGAGUUGCCUUUGCUCUAUUGUGUUAAAGUCAUUACAGUUGUAAGCGGCAAGCAUCAAGUCUCAGUAUAAGCUAAAGAAGAAUGGCCAACUGGGGUGAAGAAAGUGGAAUAGAGUACUGGACCAUGUCCCCCGAUAGAGCGGAAGAGGGACUGAAGGUGCUUCGAGAUGGCUUUUUUACUGAAGAAGCAUUCUGCUGCAACGUAGGGAUUGACAGGGACAUUGAGGGCCAAAGAGAACUUGAAAAACUCUGCCUUGAAUGUGCCUUGGAUGGAGUUUCAAUCAUAGCCGUGGACAAGGAAACAAAUCAAAUAGUUGGUGUGUGCUACAACAAAUUACAGACUGCUCCUCCUCCAGGCCAGAAGAGCUUUUUUGAAGAGUUUCGAGACACAAAGUGUAAAACAAAGACUGCCAAAGCACUGAUUAGUAUGAUGAUGCAGUUUGAUAGUUUGGUGGACUUGUAUGAUAAGUACGAUGCUACUAGCAGUUUUGAGCUUAUGUUUCUCGGAACACACCCUGACUGCAGAAAGAGAGGGGUGGCGAGUGGCUGUGUUAAAAGUUCACUCUCCCUCGUAAAAACGCUAACACCGCCCAAGCCAAGCAUCAUGACAGCUAUCUUCACAUCACCAUUCUCUAUCAGAGUUGGUCAAUCUUUAAACUUUGACAAGGUGAUUCACGUGCCUAUGGAGGAGACGAUUUAUGAGGGAAAACCCUUCUCUGAACAUCCGAAAGUUGGAAAAAAUCAUCCCGGGAGUAUAGUUAUGGUAAAACGGCUUUAACAAUGAACUUACUAUAGACUACUGUACUUUCUGUGUACCAGCUAUUAUCAAAUAAAUGUUUACGUUUGAAAUA